Chelonus insularis is the source of this 3876-nucleotide messenger RNA. RefSeq names its product active breakpoint cluster region-related protein (gene RhoGAP1A). NCBI's taxonomy places the organism in Eukaryota, Metazoa, Arthropoda, Insecta, Hymenoptera, Braconidae. The record is from RefSeq and is a predicted model, not a curated record. Bases 483 to 3734 code for a protein of 1083 amino acids. Gene Ontology annotation, biological process: positive regulation of GTPase activity; intracellular signal transduction. Gene Ontology annotation, molecular function: GTPase activator activity; guanyl-nucleotide exchange factor activity. The transcript is spliced from 4 exons. Gene Ontology annotation, cellular component: membrane.
CAGCAAGCAAGCUGUAAGCGAGAUAAGACAUUUGCAAAGUUAAAGAUAAUUUAAUUAAAGUGCAGGAGAAACCGCCCUUUUUUAUACUCAUUCGUAAUAUUUUCAUAAUAAUUAUUACGCAUAUAUCAGGUUCCAUUUAAUUAUUAAAUGAUUGUACUAUCAUUAAUAUAUUAUUUUUUAUAAAUAACUCAAGUGAUUACAUGGUUAUAAUCAGUUUAUGAAUAAACUACGCUCGUACGCACAGUGAAAUUAUCGUAAAUAAAAAUACUACGAUACAUUAAUAGUAAGGAGGCGUGUAAAACGUAUUUUAAGAUUGUAUUCUAUCUUUAAACUUGACCAAAUUUUAAUUUAAAAGUGAUACACGCUGGUUAUUGCAUCGAUUGAUUGGUGAUUAUCUCAUAAAUAAAGAAUACCCCAUAAAGAGAGUUGCCAUGCAUAAAUUGAGCUUGAUUGUGCUUUAAAAAAUUACUGGGACAAGAGCAAUGAGUGUUUUUGGUGACUUUCAGAGAGUCUGGGUCGAAAGAUUUCCAGACAGCGCACUUCCUGCCGCUUGGGAGGAAGACGUGAGGGCUAAUCUCAUCAAACAUAAACAAAAAGUCGCUACACUGAGAGAAGAGCUUGAAAAAGAAGAAUUUUAUGUAGAAUAUUUAGAGAGGCUGUUAGCGGAUGUUGAACAUCAUAGGAAGCUUGCAGCUAAUUCCAAUUCAAGCUCAGUAAAUGUUUCCCCCUCUUCUAAGAAUGAACAAAGACAAGUUCAAAGGAUUUCAGAGACAAACACUGAAGAAUGUACAAAUUCGCCAACAGCUGAAACAGUUCCUCUUUUACCAGUUAGAAAAGAUAUCAGUAAGUUUCAAGACAAGUGUGUUUCUGAACUGAGUUCUAGUUUAAAUUCUACACGAAGACCUAAAAGUGAAAUUCCAAAGAGUCCUGUAAAAACUUUAGAUGAAAUAAGAAGAAACAGUGAUCCGGAUAUACCUAGUAAUUAUGUGACAGUAAUCGAGGUAACAGGGAGUACAAAAAAAGACAAGAGUCAAGAUAAAGAGAUAAGUGAAGAGACUCAAAAAGAUAAGACGGAAAAAAGAAGUGACGAUGCCGAAGAUGGUGAUGCUGAAGUAUCGGAAGAAGAGCCAUAUUAUGAUUCAGUUGCUUUAGACCAAACAGGAGAAUAUGUUUAUAUUGACGCACGAAUUCCAAUAAUCAAUAACGAUAGAAACAUCAGAAGACCACCAUCUCUGCCUGAUUCACCGGGGAACCGUAGCAAUUAUGUUAAUAUUGAUUAUUUCAUUCAGCAUCGAACAGCUGUUGACAGUGAAGAUGAAGAAGCGGCUAAUUCAGCUCCUCCAAUUCUUUUAAGAGCUCUCAGUACUGAUAACGAAACCGGAAGCAGUGAUGCAGAACCUUUAAGUUUAAGUGAAGGUAGUCUUGAAUCACCAACACCAACAACUCCUCGUAGACAACUUAAAGAUCAUGAAGAUGAUAGAGUUUCAAUGGUCAAGUGUAUCAUAAAUUCAGUGGUAGAAAGUGAAACUGUUUACGUUGAAUGCCUUACAGUAAUGUUACAGUAUAUGAAAGCUAUUCGUGCAACACUGACUACUUCUCAACCUGUUAUUUCCGAAGAAGAGUUUGGUACAAUGUUUUAUAAAAUUCCAGAACUUCAUGCUUUGCAUCAAAAUUUCUUAGACGAACUUAGGGGAAAAUUAGACAAAUGGGAUAGUAAAACGACAAUUGGAGAGCAAUUCAAAGUUAUGGCAAGUAAUAUUAAUCUUUAUGGAGCAUUUUUACAUAAUUAUGCACGAGCUACAGACACUGUGAGAAGAUGCUCAGCUAAUUCAGCUCAGUUUGGAGAAAUAACGAGGGAUAUUAGACUGCGAGGAAUUCCAAAGGGUCCAGGUCUUUCUUUAGAAGAUUUAUUACAUAAGCCAGUAGCUAGAGUUCAAAAAAAUGCUUUGGUGCUUCAUGAUCUUUUGAAACAUACACCUGCAAGCCAUGCAGAUCAUGCUCCUCUAUCAGAAGCUUUAUCAAUGACAAGAAUUUUCCUUGAUGAGUUUAAUAUUAUCCAAACAAAAUCAAUGUUUCCAAGUCACGAUCGAGCGCAAAGAAGACUCGUUAAAAAUUCGUUCAUUGUUGAGCUUACUGACGGCCAUCGAAAGCUGCGACAUUUGUUCUUAUUCAACGACGUAAUUGCUUGUGCUAAAUAUAAAGCAUCUGGAAGAGAUAAAUUUACGUUUGAAUUAAAAUGGUACGUUCCUGUGGCUGAAGCUGUUGUUGUUGAAGAUGGAAUUGAACCAAGAGAAACUAGUCCAGCAAAUGUUGUAGCCUUGAGGUCUCAAGCAUGCACGGUCAGGGAUCAAAUUCUUUGGGAAGAAAGAAACGACGAGAAAAAGAAUAGACUCGGAAGGUGUUCAGAGAAGCAUAGAAAAAAAUUAGCUGAACUUGAAGCUCAACUUGUUUUAGCAUCUCCUAAUCUAUUGUUAAGAGUGUCACAUAAGAAUCAACAUAGAGUGCAAAAUAGUUAUACGUUCUUCCUGUCAAGUGAAUUUGAAAGAUCUCAAUGGAUUGAGGCUGUUGAGGCUCUUCAACAAGGUGGCCAACCUCCAGGGUCUUUCCCACUUUCUAUGUAUGAACUUCAAGCUUGGGUUACAGCUUGUAGAACUUAUUUACAAACAGAUAUGGGAAGUUAUCUACUGAGAUCUGGCAGAGAUGAGAGUUUGCUACUUGGAGACUUACAUCUCACUUUAUUAGGUUUAACGCCACCUGGUUUAGAUCGACCGGGAGAUUUAUACAUCGUCGUUGAAAUUGAUAGUUAUGGACACUAUUUUAAAAGAGCUAAAAGUAGAAUUGUGAGAGGUCAAGCACCUACAUGGGGGGAGACAUUUGUUGUUGAGCUUGAAGGAAGUCAAAAUCUCAGAAUUUUACUUUACGAAGAAUGUGCCGGAAGAUCUGUGUUAAGAGGAAAAUGUACUCAACGUUUGAGUCGUUCUUGGUUGCAGGCAGAUUCCAUUGAAAGGUCUUUGAACGUUGGACCAACCAGUUUAGAUGUAGGAUUCAAAUUUGUACCUUCAGAAGUAACUCUCAGAAGAGUUCCUUCAGCUAAACCUCAAGGACUUUUUGGCGCAAAAAUUCAACAAGUUUGCAAACGAGAAAAACGCGAUGUUCCAUUUAUCAUAACAGCUUGCGUGAGGGAGGUAGAGAGACGUGGAAUGAGCGAAGUGGGACUCUAUCGGGUAUCCGGCUCAGCAUCUGAUGUCACAAAAUUGCGAAAGUCUUUUGAAAGCAAUUCAUACGAAGCUGAACAAUUAUUGAAAGAGGUUGACGUACACUCGGUAACCGGAGUUUUAAAACUCUAUCUUCGUGAAAUGCCUGAAGCUUUAUUCACUGAUGCACUUUAUCCAGCAUUCUUGGAGGCCUUCCAGACCGGUGAGCUAGCGCGUAGCAUGGCACUUCGUAGGGUCUAUGAAAAUUUGCCGUCCGUCAACAAGGCGGUGAUUGAUUUCCUGCUGGCACACUUACGACGGGUCAAUAAACAUGAAACACAAAAUAAAAUGUCCUUGCAUAACUUAGCGACAGUUUUUGGACCAACACUUUUACGUCCUGGUACAAGCAAUUCACGUUCAGAUCCAAAAAGUCGAGAUCCACUUGCAGCUGGUACCGUAGACGUUAUGGCCCAAGCGGGGAUACUCUACUGCUUUUUGCAGAUGAAUAUUGCCCCGCGGGAAAACAAUCAAUCGCUUUAAUCUAGUCCUGAUAAUGAGCAACAAAUAAUCUUUAAUAUCGACACUAUCGAUUUUAUUUUAUUAUAUUAUCUUUUACUAAGUUGUCAGUAAAAUAGCAAAUUUAUUGGAAUGCUUUUAAGAAGUAAUCAAAUUCUGGUGAAUA